Molecule: messenger RNA, 6059 nt
Organism: Phycodurus eques (leafy seadragon)
Lineage: Eukaryota; Metazoa; Chordata; Actinopteri; Syngnathiformes; Syngnathidae
Gene: col4a2
Product: collagen, type IV, alpha 2
Exons: 48
Coding region: 227-5224 (1665 amino acids)
Cellular component (GO): collagen trimer; basement membrane
Molecular function (GO): extracellular matrix structural constituent
Source: RefSeq, a predicted model, not a curated record
ACGACCACCCUCGCCAAUGAUGCGAACGAACACGACCAGUGCGAACAUUUUGGACUUUUCGGCGGAAGGAGAGAGUCCACUCGGUCCACUUUAGUGGGCUUUUGGGCACAAUAUUCCAGUCGUGUCUGCUGCGGAGCGUCUCGUCGCUCAGUUGCGCGUAAAACUCGGGUGGGCUACACAGUCAUGUUUUGAGAGCUGCGUGGCGUGGGACUUUUUUGGGCGAACUAUGCGAGGGCAUCGCAACGGACACGUGACGCAUCUCAGGUUGCUGCUGCUGUGCGCCUGCGUGGCCGUCCUCAUCGCGGGAGCGCGCGCGGGUGGGAAGAAGCACAGCGGUCCCUGCAGAGGAAGAGACUGCAGCGGAGGAUGCAAAUGUUUUCCCGAGAAGGGUGCCAGGGGUCAACAUGGGCCUGUCGGUCCCCAAGGGAUCGCGGGGCCCCCGGGGAGACCGGGAGAUCCGGGCAUCCAAGGGCCAAAGGGGCACAAAGGUGACACUGGACGUAGUGGCAUCACUGGGCCAAAGGGAAAUACGGGAAUGACGGGUGUCCCCGGCUUCUCUGGAAACGAUGGAAUUCCGGGCCACCCGGGACAAGCGGGACCCAGAGGGAAGCCCGGGGCAGACGGCUGUAACGGGACAGCGGGGGAAUCCGGUCAAACGGGAGCACCUGGUUUUCCUGGACAAACGGGCAGGAAGGGGGAGAAGGGCGACACCUUGGAUGUGACCGUCUACAUGCAGAGAUUCAGGGGAGACCCAGGCACACCGGGAACCAAUGGACUAUUUGGCUCUCCUGGUAACCGAGGAUGGCAGGGAAACGCAGGUAUCCUCGGACCAAAGGGUCCACCGGGGCCCCCGGGUCCUCGCGGACCAAAGGCCGUGACGAAUGUACUCAAGGGGAUGAAAGGCGACCAGGGGGAGAUCGGACCCCCGGGACCCCCAGGAAACUCGACUCAUCCCCACAGUCAGCCCCCUUUCGGACCGUUGGGCCCUCCUGGACCGAAGGGCUUUAAAGGAGAAACAGGAGAUCCGGCUGACGACAAAGGAGAGACUGGAAUUACGGGGUUCCCCGGAUCACGAGGUCUACCUGGAGCACCUGGGAGGCCUGGACUACGGGGGGACGCGGGCGAACAAGGACUCAUAGGAAGAGAGGGUCCAAAGGGUGUGAGAGGAGAAGUGGGGGAACUGAUUUCAUUAGGAUCGUGGCGCUGGUCUUCAUCAGCUGGUCCCAGUGGUUCAGCCGGUGAGGAGGGUCCCCAAGGUGCGAGGGGCUCAGUAGGAGAUCAAGGCAUUCCUGGACCACCAGGACGGCCCGCUUCUUACACACAGCAACAAGUGUUUGAUUACGCCGGGCCAUUUGGAAGAAAGGGGGAACCAGGAGAGAAGGGUCAACAGGGGGAACAAGGAAGUCCUGCUGUCAGUGCAGGAGCACCGGGCAAACCCGGCCGCCCAGGUUCGAGAGGUCCUCCGGGCCCCAAAGGAUCGUGGGAAGAUUUCUUCAAGGGGUCUCCUGGAGUUAGAGGAAGGCCUGGAAAUGCAGGUUUCAAGGGAGUCAAAGGUGAUCACGGGCAAUGUGAAUGCGCCGUUAACAACUCUCCACCAGGGCCACCGGGGCCAGUUGGUGACACCGGAGACCCUGGGAUGACGGGAGAGUUUGGACGCGAGGGUGACGCUGGAGACCCGGGACCCUCAGGAGUGGAUGGAUUGCCGGGAACUCCGGGGCUCUUUGGUGAGCCAGGUCCAAGAGGCAGAAAAGGAGACACAGCUGUGGCCACACAGAAAGGCUAUCAUGGCGACACUGGCACUCCGGGGCAAGACGGUGAACUGGGAAAGCCAGGAUUUCCGGGCCGAGUUGGUCUGCCUGGGUUUCCUGGCAGUCGUGGUCUUCCAGGCGACGAUUCCUUAGAAGAAAGAGGAGAAAAAGGUUCUCCUGGUGUACCGGGUCGAGCUGGCGCACCUGGACUUCGAGGGGAGCCAGGUCCAGAGCUUGAGGGUAUCAAAGGCCAGCCUGGUUUACCCGGUGAUGCUGGUCUUGAUGGUUAUCCCGGAGUCGCAGGAACACCCGGUAGCCCAGGCGGCUGUAGUCCAACAGGAGAUGGAGAGCAAUGGGAUGUAACAGGUCCUUGUGGCACUUUCCCAGGACCCCCUGGACUGCCUGGUUCUUCCGGACCCAGAGGAUUACCUGGGCUCGCAGGUCUUCCGGGUGAAAAGGGUCUACCAGGUCUGUUUGGACUACAAGGGGAUACAGGAGAAAGCGGAGACUACGGCCCUGGUGGCCAACGUGGACCACCCGGUUUUCCCGGGCCCCGCGGUGAUUUGGGCGUGCCUGGCAGAAAAGGGUCUGUUGGAUCUCCAGGUGUGUCUGGCCGGCUCGGACGGAAUGGAGCACCUGGGGAUGAAGGUGUCCACGGGGAAAUAUUGGGCGCACAGCAAGGACCCCCUGGUGAUCCAGGACUGUAUGGGCUUCAAGGGGGCAAGGGUUUCGCUGGAGAUCAGGGAGAACCAGGCUAUCCAGGAACGGGGGGCAUGCCUGGUAUGAUUGGUUCCAAAGGCAACACUGGCCCUCCAGGCCUGCAAGGGACGGAAGGAAGCCCUGGACCGGCAGGCAAUUAUGGGUACCCUGGUGAUCCUGGCAAAGCUGGUCCACCAGGGCCACCGGGUUCUGUCGGACAACCAGGCUUAACUGGUGAAAGGGGAACAGAAGGUAACCCGGGAGCUCCAGGUCCAUUUGGAAUAAAAGGUUUACCAGGGGAACCAGGGAACUAUGGGUUCCUUGGGGAGAGCGGCUCGCCAGGUAAUGCGGGACAGCCUGGGCUAGAUGGAAAACCAGGACUUCUGGGAAUGAAAGGAUACAAAGGGUCUUCUGGCCAGUCAGGCUUUGGCGGGGUCUCUGGUAAUACAGGCGUUAAAGGAGUCAGUGGGAUAAAAGGAGACACUGGAUUACCAGGCCAAAUUGGCCCUCAAGGAAUGACAGGAAAACCUGGAGAAAAAGGUGAUCGCGGGUUAAGGGGCCCACCUGGCGAGAAGCCAGAGAUCCCUGUAAAGCUGAUCGACAAAAUGAAAGGAACAAAGGGAGAACCUGGAAACCUAGGAAAUCAAGGCUUCGUCGGACCAAGAGGCUCAAAGGGUCUCCCUGGUGUUCCGGGGCACGAGGGAGGUCAUGGCUUUCCUGGUGGGCCCAGUCAUGAAAAGGGUAUACAAGGAGAUGCGGGGGCACGGGGACUACCGGGGUUCAAAGGAAUGCCAGGCUAUACCGGGAAUAAAGGAAUUUCUGGCUUUGAUGGGAUGAGUGGUGGAAAGGGGGUCAAAGGAAGCCCUGGUGCCUAUGGCGCAUCAGGGGACAAGGGCAACAAGGGUAUCAAAGGUGAGAGUGGCCCUCGCAUAGACAUUCCAGGAGCAACUGGACUGAGAGGAGAGGUUGGUUCUUCAGGAGACCCAGGUGAAAGAGGAUUACCUGGACUGGCUGGAUAUAGGGGACUCCCUGGAUUUGAUGGUAUCGAAGGGAAAAGGGGACAGUCAGGUGAUGCAGGUGAUGUAGGAUAUCCAGGUUCUGAUGGACAGAAAGGAACUCCUGGCAACCAAGGUCAGAAGGGUUUUGCUGGGACACCUGGAAAAGAGGGGUACCCAGGUUUCCCAGGGUUUCCAGGAGCCAAAGGCUUUGCUGGUCUGAUUGGUCUUUAUGGAUUAGACGGUCUGAAAGGACAAAAGGGUGUCUCUGGAAUCACAGGUUUGGAUACUAGUGGACCAUCUGGCAACCCAGGACCCAAAGGAGAGAACGGUGACGAUGGCAACUCCAACAACCAGGCGGGAGUGCCGGGCUUUGCAGGUUCAAAAGGCUCGCAAGGAGAUGUUGGUGACCAAGGUCAACCUGGACCAUCAGGAAUCCGUGGCCCGGUAGGACCAGAUGGAAAACCAGACAUACAAGGACCCCCUGGGGAUAAGGGCUUUCAUGGACCUCAAGGAUUCCAUGGUUUACCUGGAGCCAGGGGGUUUCCUGGUAUUGACGCCCGCCUUGGAGAAAAGGGUAUACCCGGAACACUUGGGUAUCCUGGAGUUACUGGUAGGAAAGGGUUCAACGGAGACCAAGGUCCAAGUGGAUAUAGGGGACCAAAUGGGAUUUCUGGGAAGAAAGGUGAGAAAGGGGAGCAAGGCUCAAUGGGAAUUCCUGGUGUGAUUGGAAUCAAGGGAGAAAGAGGACCAUAUGGCCCGAAAGGAGAUGCUGGACCUCCAGGUUUCCGUGGGUUGCCGGGAAACCAGGGUCCAACGGCACUGCCCAGCAUAGUCGUAGGAGAGAGGGGCCCUCCGGGACCACAGGGUAUUCAGGGACCGAGAGGCAUCCAAAGAGAAUCAGGACCACAGGGACCUCCUGGGGAUGCUGGAUUUAUUGGGCCCAUUGGGCAGAAGGGCAUGCCCGGAAUCGGCGGAAGACCGGGAACGCCUGGAUUCCGUGGAGAGGAAGGUCAAGUGGGCCAUGCUGGUCUGCAAGGCAUGGAAGGUAACCCGGGUAAACCAGGUGUCCCCGGCUUACCUGGCAUGCCCGGCCGCAGUAUCAGUGUGGGUUACUUGUUGGUCAAGCACAGUCAGUCUGAGCUGACUCCCAUGUGUCCUGUGGGGAUGUCAAAAUUAUGGGAUGGAUACAGUCUUUUGUAUCUGGAAGGCCAAGAAAAGGCUCACAACCAGGAUCUUGGCUUGGCUGGCUCCUGCCUUCCACGCUUCAGCACCAUGCCCUUCCUGUACUGCAACCCUGGAGACAUCUGCUACUACGCCAGCAGGAAUGACAAGUCCUACUGGCUGUCCACCACUGCCGCCCUGCCCAUGAUGCCCGUGGAGGAGGGCGAGAUCAAACCCUACAUCAGUCGCUGCUCGGUGUGUGAAGCCCCGUCGGUCGCCAUCGCUGUGCACAGCCAGGACAUCACCAUCCCGCAGUGUCCCGCUGGAUGGCGCAGCCUGUGGAUUGGCUACUCCUUCCUCAUGCACACGGCAGCGGGAAACGAAGGCGGGGGUCAGUCGCUUUCGUCGCCCGGAUCCUGCUUGGAGGACUUCCGGACGGCGCCGUUCAUCGAGUGCAAUGGCGCCAAAGGCACGUGCCACUACUUCGCCAACAAGCACAGCUUCUGGCUCACCUCCAUAGAUCAGUCUUUCCACGCCGAGCCGGCAUCAGAGACGCUCAAAGCGGACCAGCUCCUGUCGCGCAUCAGCCGCUGCCAGGUCUGCAUGAAGAACUUGUAAAAGGAGACUCCUAUUGUAAUAAGUCCUUUGGCCAUCUAUCAGUAUAAACGACGACAACAGCCCUGCCUGAGCCACGAAGCUCAUAUGCACAUCGACUGUUUGGUGCCUUGAGAAACAAGUAUGUUUGUUCUAAAUGUGUAAUGGUGCUUACUGGUUUAACUUAUUACCUCAGGCAAUCACACAAAGACUGUUUGUUCAUUGCUACUAUUGCACUGCAUCCAGCCGUAUCUUAAAAGCCACUAACUCUUGCUUCUCCACCAGGCCUUCACUAUGAUUCUUUAUGCUCUUAUUUUUUUUUUUUUUACUUCCAAUGAGUGGUUUCCAUGUCAAAUGCACUUCCAUCAGUAUCCGUAAUGUUAAUUGCCAUGCAUCAUACGCUUCCAGAAUGCACUGAUUCUUAAUUGGGUAUAUUGUCGAUAUAAACUUGACUGAAGAGAAAUGCAGUUACUAGCUCGCGUUCCGCUUUACAAAUCAGCUAAUGAUUAAUUCAUCUGACAGGCAGGCAGACAACGUAAACAGCCUGGAGCCGAGGUCCUGAGGUAACCUUUUACUUAUCAGGGUGACUUCGCGUUCUCUAUGAAGUCCACCUCGGACCAAACCACAUUUGUGUAAAAAAAAUAUGAUACAAAGAUUAUACAUUCUGAGCAUUUGUGGGUUGAAUGCUUUUGGGUUUGGGAAACCAGCUCAAUUGCGUCAAAUAUCGUCAUCCAUUUUAGCAAAGUUGUUUGGAAACCCACCGCAUAACUGGUCAAACGACACUAAUACCUUGAAAUACAUGAUUAUUGCAUCUGAAUGUACAAGAUUAAAUGUUGUUUCUAAGAAAGAGUCCUUGUGU